UUAAAGUUAUAAUGCUCAAUAAAGCAAUGAUUUUAAAACUACAAAAUACUUGAUGAGAAAAGAAAAACGUUCAUGAACUAAAAUAGAGAUAUGGAUAUUGGAAUCGGGGAUGCUGAAACCUUUUGGAGAAACCAAGCUAGCAUUGAGGCUACAAAGAAUGUUGAGCUUCGGUAUCAGCAGGGGAAUGGACCUUGCAAUAUUUUUAUUUUGGAUACUUCUAAAAGUAUUGGCGAAGAGGGUUUCAAUCAAAUAAAGGAUAUAUUUUCUACAAUUAUUAAUGAGUUUGCUGAUCAUCCACAGGAAGAUGAGAACAUCACUGUUAUUGUUUGUGGAAAAAUCACGAGAUUUCAACAUUAUUAUUCAAAUCGUUACUCUGAAAUCAAAAGCUGUCUAGAAGCGUUAGAAUAUGGGGGACUCUCUCCACUGACAGCGGCGUUUUUAUUAAGCAUUGGAGCCCUUGAAUCUGGCUACUCAAAAGGAAUAUGUGAAUUCAAAGUUCGACCACGAAUUAUUCUGAUAUCUGAUGGGAGACCAACAGAUUUCCACAUAUUUUCUGAUGAGGAGGAUUCGCCUUUUUUUCAAACCUUACAGGCAAAGGAUCAUCUUCACCAUGUGGUGAAGCAGCUAGGAAGGCAGCAUCCAAUCUUCUGCAUACCUGUAGGGAAAAAUCCAGAUGUGGCAUAUCUGAAAUAUUUAAGUUCACAAGGAGGAAGGGUCAUUCACCCACAUGAAGUUAAACAGAUUGCAAGAUUCACUCAAAAUCUGAGAGCCACGGCAUUGUUAUUGGUCACACGAAACUUAUACGGAAUUAAUAGACAAACCCUCGACUCACUAUUACAAUCUAGCUUCCCCGGGACAAUGUUUUCAGAUGAAGACAAG
Saccostrea cuccullata (small rock oyster) is the source of this 879-nucleotide messenger RNA. RefSeq lists its product as uncharacterized. The transcript is spliced from 8 exons. The record is from RefSeq and is a predicted model, not a curated record. The annotation marks the transcript as partial. Lineage: Eukaryota; Metazoa; Mollusca; Bivalvia; Ostreida; Ostreidae.